Messenger RNA from Nematolebias whitei (Rio pearlfish), 2975 nucleotides. RefSeq names its product 3-hydroxy-3-methylglutaryl-coenzyme A reductase. Bases 11 to 2650 code for a protein of 879 amino acids. Lineage: Eukaryota; Metazoa; Chordata; Actinopteri; Cyprinodontiformes; Rivulidae. Gene Ontology annotation, cellular component: endoplasmic reticulum membrane; peroxisomal membrane. Gene Ontology annotation, molecular function: NADP binding; protein binding; hydroxymethylglutaryl-CoA reductase (NADPH) activity. Gene Ontology annotation, biological process: sterol biosynthetic process; isoprenoid biosynthetic process; coenzyme A metabolic process. The record is from RefSeq and is a predicted model, not a curated record. The transcript is spliced from 19 exons.
CAGUCUCACCAUGCUCAGUCCUCUUUUUCGAGCCCAUGGCCUCCUUGUGGCCUCCCACCCCUGGGAGGUGAUCAUCGGCACUGUCACUCUCACCAUCUGCAUGAUGUCCAUGAACAUGUUCACUGGAAACGAUCAGAUCUGUGGCUGGAACUUGGACUGCCCCAAAUCAAAGGAGGAAGUACUGAGCAGUGACAUCAUCAUCCUGACCAUCACACGCUGCAUUGCCAUUCUUUACAUUUAUUUCCAGUUCCAGAGCCUGAGACAGCUGGGCUCCAAAUAUAUUCUGGGCAUCGCUGGUCUGUUCACCAUUUUCUCCAGCUUUGUGUUCAGCACAGUGGUCAUUCACUUUUUUGACAAAGAGUUAACGGGGCUGAAUGAAGCUUUGCCUUUUUUCCUGCUUCUCAUGGAUCUGUCCAAAGCGUGUGCACUUGCCAAGUUCGCCUUGAGCUCCAACUCUCAGGAUGAAGUGAGGGAGAACAUUGCUUCUGGCAUGGCAGUUCUGGGACCAGCCUUCACUUUGGACGCUCUAGUGGAGUGCUUGGUGAUCGGUGUGGGAACCAUGUCAGGUGUUCGGCAACUGGAGAUCAUGUGCGGCUUUGGAUGCAUGUCAGUUUUAGCCAACUACUUUGUGUUCAUGACAUUCUUCCCUGCGUGUGUGUCUUUGGUGCUGGAGUUGUCUCGUGAGAAUCAAGAGGGCCAUCCUAUCUGGCAGUUGAGUAACUUUUCCAGAGUGAUGGAGGAGGAGGACAACAAGCCCAACCCUGUAACACAGAGAGUUAAAGUUAUCAUGUCUCUGGGCCUGGUGAUGGUUCACGCCCUCAGCCGCUGGAGUUCCAAACCCUUAAGCACAAACACCACUGAAACCGACCUCCAGAUCAGCGAGAGCCUGAGCCACCUCUCCCCGAAACGAAUUGAGCCUGUGAUGCCGCUGUGGCACUUCUACCUCAGCAGAAUGAUCACUAUGGACUUGGAGCAGGUGAUCUGUCUGUUCCUCGCCCUGCUGCUAGCUGUCAAGUACAUCUUCUUUGAGCAGUCUGAGACGGAGUCUGUGCUGUCCUUGAAGAGUCCCAUCUCUCUGGCUCCCCGAACCCCAAACCUGCUCCACGUGGAGACCUGCUGCAUCAGGGAGCCAGCUGACCGCAAAUUCUCAGCUUCUGCCUCUACCUGCAGGGCAGAGAGAGAUGAAGUUAUUCGGCCGUUUCCAGCCCUCACCACUGAGCAAAAGACCUUGUUUGUUAUUGGAGAAGAAGAAGAAAUAGAAGAGAGAAAGUCUGAGGUCACUGAGCCCAGUUUCCCUAAGAGACCCAGAGGAUUGGAUGAAUGUGUGUCCAUCUUUAAAAAUCCUGAGCUGGGGCCCCAUCAUCUGAGUGAUGCUGAGAUCAUGCUCCUCGUGGCUUCCAAACACGUCCCUGCGUACAAACUGGAGGCUCUGAUGGAGAAACCAGAGAGAGGAGUGUCCAUACGACGACAGAUGAUCUCUGCUAAGCUUUCCUCUCCUUCUGCACUUUCCUCCCUGCCAUACACCAACUAUGAUUAUUCAAAGGUUCUGGGCACCUGCUGUGAGAACGUGAUUGGUUACAUUCCAGUCCCUGUGGGUGUGGCUGGACCACUACACCUGGAUGGUAAACAGUUUCAGGUUCCCCUGGCAACAACAGAAGGUUGUCUUGUUGCAAGCACAAACCGUGGCUGCCGAGCAAUCGCACUGGGUGGCGGAGCCAGCAGUCGUGUUCUAGCCGACAGCAUGACCCGUGGACCUGUUGUUAGGCUCCCCUCAGCCUGCAGGGCUGCUGAGGUCAAAGCCUGGCUCGAGAGUCCAGAUGGUUUUCAGGACAUCAAAGAUGCUUUUGACAACACCAGCAGGUUCGCUCGGCUCCAGAAGCUGCUGGUUGGUCUGGCUGGGAGAAAUCUUUACAUUCGUUUCCACUCCAGAACUGGAGACGCCAUGGGGAUGAAUAUGAUCUCUAAGGGCACGGAGCAGGCUCUUCACCGACUGCAGCAUCACUUCCCUGAGCUGCAGAUUGUUGCAGUAAGUGGAAACUACUGCACAGACAAGAAACCAGCUGCCAUCAACUGGAUUGAUGGGAGGGGCAAGUCUGCUGUCUGCGAGGCCACUAUCCCAGCAAAGGUGGUCCGGGAGGUCUUAAAGACAUCAACGGAGGCUCUGGUCGAUGUCAACAUCCAGAAAAACCUGGUUGGCUCAGCCAUGGCAGGAAGCAUCGGUGGCUUUAAUGCACAUGCAGCCAAUUUGGUGGCUGCCAUCUACAUCGCAUGUGGACAGGAUCCAGCUCAGUCUGUUGGUAGCAGUAACUGCAUCACACUCAUGGAGUCUUCAGGACCGACAGGGGAAGACCUGUACAUCAGCUGCACUAUGCCCUCUAUUGAACUGGGUACUGUGGGAGGGGGCACCAAUCUGCCCCCACAGCAGGCCUGCCUCCAGAUGUUGGGUGUGCAGGGAGCCUGUCAGACCUGUCCAGGAGAGAAUGCUCGUCAACUGGCCCGGAUCGUGUGUGCCACAGUUCUGGCUGGAGAGCUGUCCCUGAUGAGCGCACUGGCUGCUGGACACUUAGUCAAGAGUCACAUGACACACAACAGGUCUAAGGUGGACCUCCAGGAGAUCCAGUCAGUGUGCAGCAGGAGACCUUCCACUUGAACAGCUUUAUCUCUUUCAGCAAACUCAAUUUAGUGGACAGAACACCGAAGCUAUGAAGAUGUGGACAGUUCAUGGGAAAAAAAAUUACAUGUCUAUCAGGAAAUCAUUUCAGAUGUCCCUCAAGACUUUUAAUAAAACCCAUCAGUAUCUUCUGACCAAGUGUUAAUCAGGAUUAAGAAAACAACAACAAAAGGUUGAAGGUGAUCAGACUUUUUGUUUCCACUGGGUUGGAAAAAACAAAAAAGAGCAUAUUGACAAACGGAGCCGUGCACAGAGAAGCUAUGUGUAUAAAAACUGAGUGCAUUAAAAUUUGAGUUGCAUUCAA